Molecule: messenger RNA, 960 nt
Organism: Stylonychia lemnae
Lineage: Eukaryota; Ciliophora; Spirotrichea; Sporadotrichida; Oxytrichidae
Source: the annotation of a GenBank genome assembly
AUGAUGCACGGAGAAUGGGGUUUAAGAAGAUGGGAUCCAUUUGAUCUCAACUGGAGUGUCUGGAGACAAUUCGAGAUGAUGGACAGAAUGCUAGACACUACCUUCAAUCAAUUUGAAAAUGAGAUGGAGUAAGCAAGGACUGGAAUGCUGCAAACUCCAAGCAUUCAAUAGAAAAAGAUUACUCCUGAAAGGACUUCAUACACCAAAUCUUUCCACUCUCUUGACCAAAGAGACGAUGUGGUGAAUGGAAAGAGAAUCAGAUAUAAGACUCUCGAGACUACCAAAGAAAGAGACGGAGUGAAGAUUCCUCACGUGAUUAAAGAGAUCGUUUGUGACCCUCCUUGUGAACUGGAAACUCUUAAGGAUUACAUUCAGUUUAAGGAGCAAACAGGUGCUGGCGGUGAAACUCAAAUCUUCUCUUAGUUCCUCAAGGAUGCUAAGUAGAAAAAUAUGGCACCUGCUAGAAUCGUCAAGUAUUUCAAUGAAAUCAAGCACAACCCAGAAACUAACAAGAAUGACUACAUGGUCAAUGUAAGCUUUUUGGACUAGAGCAAUCAGAAGCAUGUCUAUAGCUUCAACAGAGGCUAGGAUGCCAUAGAAGGCCAAUCUAAAAUUGAUGAACCUCAAAUGCUUCAAUCAUCAGAGACAUCAGGAACUUCUGGACUUGCAGGCACCACAGGAUCAGCAGGAGCGACUGGAUAAUUAGGCACCUCAGGGUAAUAAUAUUCUCAAUAGUAGUAGAGAUAAGAACCUUAUUCCUCGACUGGCUAGAAAUAGUAGUACUCAGCAGGACAAUAAUAGCAACAAGCAUUUGAUCCCUUCAAGCAAUCCAAUGUCCCAAUGUACUCACAAUCCACUGGAUAGACUCAGUCUGAGUAGCAAAAGCAAGUUUACGAAAAAGGUGGUGUAGGAGCCUCAUAAUAGUAACAAAAGUCAAAUCUUCCUGGAUAGAGUAGAUGA